This is a messenger RNA of Leguminivora glycinivorella, 2722 nucleotides long. RefSeq lists its product as uncharacterized. The record is from RefSeq and is a predicted model, not a curated record. NCBI's taxonomy places the organism in Eukaryota, Metazoa, Arthropoda, Insecta, Lepidoptera, Tortricidae. The transcript has 3 exons. The coding region runs from base 338 to 2722 and encodes 794 amino acids.
AACUGUAUCUAUUUCUUUCUAAUUACGCUGACGCAAAGUGGUUCUAUUCUAACAUCGCGCCUGCUUGCAUCUUGGUUUGUGUUCGCUUAUGCACAGUUUCGUUUGCACAAUUUCAGUGGAUUCCGUGGACAACCGUCGCAGUGCGUGUCGCGUGCCACAUCUGUAGUGCCACGCCCAUACCUGCCACCACGUGGCAAGUUGUCCAAGGGACUGCUGCCGCAACACACCUCGGCCUAGCUGUUGAAGUUUAAAAGAGAAACAAGAUGACCACAAGGGUCGGCCGUGCAUCGUGUGCCAUGGUGAUCACAGAGUGUACGACUGCCCAGCCUUUAAAAAGAUGUCAGUCGACGAGCGCUGGUCGCAGGCGUCACGUCUAAAGCUGUGCCAUGUCUGCCUCCGACCGGACCAUGAGACCCGUCAGUGCAAGCUGAACGGUUGCCGGGUAUGUAAGAGACGUCACAAUACAUACUUACACACCACACAAACACUCAACACUUCUCCACCUGGAGCCAGCACGGAACAAACAGCCGAACCUGCAAAUAGUGCUAGGUCGGAUGUGGCUUGCUCCUCGACUAUGCUAACCUCUGACAGUGCAGCGGUGCAAAACACCCUCACUGCUAGCACUUUAAUUAGUACCAGUGAGUCAUUGCUCUCAACAGCUCUAAUUGAAGUGAUCAACCCUAUUAACAACAAAAGGGAGACAGUUAAAUGUCUUGUAGACAGUUGUUCACAGUCUAAUUAUCUAUCUCAUAAUUUGAGACAAAAACUAAAUCUUGAUUGUCAGCCUCUAACUGCCUCAAAUGUGACAGGAAUAGGAAAUACGCCUCUGACCUAUCAACCUGUGCUUUGUGCAGCUCAUAUUCAAUCUAAACUCAGUGAUUUUAAUGCCAAAAUUGACUUUCUAGUUUUAGAUCAAGUAACUAGUCGCUUUCCACAAAACUAUGUAGACAUUAGUCACCUUAACUUACCUGCCUCUGUGCAGCUUGCUGACCCAACAUUUAACGUUCCAUCCCAAAUAGAUAUGCUGUUGGGAGUGGAAAUGUUUUGGACUAUUGUGACAGGUGCUGCAAAAAGAUUGCCAACGAGCAAGCGCACCUUCCUAAUCCCAUCUAAACUAGGGUGGUUAAUAGCGGGACCGGUAGAGGGAGCCUCGGCUCAUUUACAUACAGGGAACACGCGCAGCCACCUCUGUCUCUCUGAUCUGUCGGCCCAAAUGACCAAAUUUUGGGAAACAGAGGAGCUACCGUCUGAAACGGACUCCAUCAAAAAUGGGAGUGAGUUCGAGUCUCACCCUAUAAACCAACACUUUGUUGAAAACACUUACCGCCAAUCUGACGGCAGAUUCGUUGUGCGCUUGCCUUUAAAGGACUCGCCGGACUGCUUAGGCAACUCAUUUAACAUAGCUAAAAGGCGUUUAUUCAGUUUAGAGAAACGUUUUAGUAACCAACCUGAACUAAAAUCAAUGUAUGUUGAUUUCAUAAAUGAAUAUAGAGACUUAGGGCAUCUGUCGGAGUCUGAGCGAUGUUACAAAGCUAAUCACCUCCCGCAUCACCCUGUGAUGAAGGAGAGUGAAUCUACACGCAUGCGCACAGUCUUUCACGCUAGCUGUCCCACCUCUUCUGGGUAUUCAAUAAAUGAUAUUCAGCUUGUAGGCCCUAACAUACAAAGCCCACUGUUUGACAUAUUGCUUAGAUUCCGACAGUACAAGUAUGUGCUAUCUGGUGACAUAGAAAAACAGUACAGGCAAAUAAUGAUGAAUGAAAUAGAUAGAAACCUACAAGUUAUUCUAUGGCGCGAAGAUGAGCACUUACCCAUACGCUCACUAACUUUAAAUACCGUUACGUACGGCUUUGCUUCAUCGAGCUGGCUAGCAGCACGCUGUUUGUGGCAGUUAGGGGCUGAAAGCAAGGAUCCUUUAGUUAGGACUAUUAUACAAAAUGACUUUUACUGUGAUGACUUAUUAACGGGCGCAGACUCUGAAAUAGAGCUGCUUCGUAUACAAGCAGGUGUCUCACAGGCUUUAGCCUCUGGUUGUUUCAAUUUACGUAAAUACCGCUCGAAUUCUAACGCGCUAUUAAAGUCAGAUUAUAUUAAUAAAGAUGAUCACUUAGCAUUGAGUCAAGCUUGCCAAACACUUGGACUAGGGUGGCAACCUAGCCAAGAUGUACUAAACUUUUCCAUUAAAAAUGAUCAUUCUGAUAAAAUAGUUACAAAAAGAAAAAUCUUAUCUGAAACGUUCCAAGUCUUUGAUCCAUUAGGACUCUUAAGUCCAUGCACAGUUAAAGCUAAAAUAUUAAUUCAAACCUUAUGGAAAGAAGGCAAAGCUUGGGACGAGCCAGUCUCUCCUGAAAUACAGCAUAUCUGGCCACUCACGUCGCUGCCGGGCCCGCCGCUCGACGACCGCAACCCGCACCGCCUGGACCGCUACCUGAGGCUGGAGCAGCUACGGCAACACUUCUGGAAGCGCUGGUCGGCCGAGUACGUGUCUCUACAACAGCAACGCUAUAAAUGGCGCGAGAGGCAACGUGAUCUACAGCUGGGAGAAGUAGUACUCAUCAAGGAGGAGGGCUUGCCGCCGCUACUCUGGCGCAUGGGCAGAGUCGUCAAACUAUACCACGGGAAGGAUGGCGUACCUCGCGUGGCUGACAUCAAUACCGCUAGAGGGGUGAUCAAGCGUGCGCUGAACAGAAUAUGCCCGCUCUCGUCACAACAAGAAUCCUGA